UCCAAUCAGGACGCGCAGUGGCUCCGAUGACGCCUGUCAGUCACGGACCGGCAUUUCCCCGACCAACCAGAAGAAAGCUAAGCGCCGUCUCUUCUGGUUCCGUCUCCUCGGUCACGGAAGUGUGAUGUGGCUGGAAGCGGGGAGCUAUGUCUGCGAUCUUCAACUUUCAGAGCCUACUGACAGUAAUCUUGCUGCUCAUAUGUACCUGUGCUUAUAUCAGAUCCUUGGCUCCCAGCUUACUGGACAAAAAUAAAACUGGAUUAUUGGGAAUAUUCUGGAAGUGUGCCAGGAUUGGUGAACGGAAGAGUCCAUAUGUAGCUGUGUGCUGUAUAGUGAUGGCCUUCAGUAUUCUGUUUGCACAGUAGCAACUGAAGAAUGUCAAGAAUAUCUUUCUGUCAAGCCAAUGGCUUAAUGAACUUUGAGCAGCAAAAAAGAUGAAAAGCAUAUUCUAACCCCUCUAGCUCUCUGUUGCGUGUAUUGGAUGGGCCAUACUUUUGGCAAGCCUUUCCUUUUUUUUUUUUUCCUGUUAGUGGACCAUUGUGUACAGUUUAACAAAAUGUAAUUCUGGAAUUGAAGACCCGUAUUUUGAUUAUUGAUGUUGUUAUAAAUUCUGCAAAGGUCAUUCACAUGCAUUGUAUAUUGGAUUUCAAAGUGGUUAUUUUUAAGCCAUGCAAUUGAAAACAAAGUUAAUAAAUAUAUAUCAGUUUGA
Molecule: messenger RNA, 709 nt
Organism: Chrysemys picta bellii (western painted turtle)
Lineage: Eukaryota; Metazoa; Chordata; Testudines; Emydidae
Gene: TMEM167A
Product: transmembrane protein 167A
Biological process (GO): protein secretion; intracellular transport
Source: RefSeq, a predicted model, not a curated record